This is a messenger RNA of Manis javanica (Malayan pangolin), 3389 nucleotides long. Lineage: Eukaryota; Metazoa; Chordata; Mammalia; Pholidota; Manidae. The record is from RefSeq and is a predicted model, not a curated record.
UCCCAGGUUCGUCAGGAGGUACAUCUGUGCUGGAAUCCCCAGAGGUACAUCUGUGCUGGAAAGGGCCUUUAAAAAGCGAACCACCAGGUAGAAGGUUCAGGUAGAGUCAGAACCACAUGCACCAAACCCAGGUAACGGAAUUACCAGGCUGUUUCAGCGCGGUGGUCCUUGAUUAUAGGGAAUGUCUGCUUCAUCAAGAACAGUGAGGUCUCUGGCAGAGUGCUGAGGAUUCAUACCUGCCUCGUUCACUUCAGAGCGUGGAUAGUCUGGAAGCCCUGCCUCCCUCAACCACACCAGGCUGGUCAGGACUGAGCGCCGACGGGUCCACCUGCCGAUUAGCAGUUCCUAGUGCUCUGUGGUCGACGUAACUCGUGCGUUUGCCUGAGAUGCAGCCCAGUCUUGGAGGAGAAUUAGUCCUUGGGAAACAGAGCAGCGUUUCCUCCGCCCACUGGCCCGACAGUCCUUGCCACCCAGCGAGACCCCUUGCCACCUUAUGCCAGCCAGCGCUGGGGUCCUGUGCCAGGGUGAUCAUAGUGCUGGUUGACUUAGUUUCUUAUUUAUGAAUAGUUUUGCUUAUUUUAAUUAGAAGAGUUUGCCCCUUUUUUUAUUUCUCAAGAGCUAUUACGAUAUUUGUUGUGUUCUCUGGUUCCUUAAAUAAUUACAUUAUUUAUUAUUCCCAGGAAACUUACAGUUGACUUAGGGAAUACUCUUGAAUUUUAUGUGAAACAUUUUGAGCUUUAAUUGUGCAUAGAUUUCACAGUCUUGAAAAAAGUCUUAAUACUAUUAUAUGUUAAAUAGCCAACAUAUAUCUUUAGAAAUAAGGGAUUCAGGAAGAUGUUCUGCAGAAAUUAUUUCAGAAAAAUAACAGACUAAAAAUGACCUUGGAAUUUAAAUGACUUGGGAAUGUUCAGGCAUGUGCAGUAAAUUGACCUGCCCUCUCCACUCCAAUCCCAUCUUCUCUACUAGGCUUUCCAUUUUUUAAAAGAAUUAGUAUCUUUUAGAAACCCUUGUAAGUAAACAACUUACUUAGAAGUUCAUCAAGCAUAUUGUGUUAUUUCAUACAUAACUGUGUUAUCGGUAGACAAACUCAUUUUAAAGAUUAGGAAAAUUAAAAGUGUUGAUAUGGUACAAUUAUGGUUUGAGUAUUUUCAGUUCAGGCAUAUGGAAUAUUUCUGACCCCACGAGGGGUCCCGGCCUCCUCCCCGCUUCCUGCCCUGAGGUAACUGGUGUCCCAUCUGUAUCUGAGGCUCACCGUCUGUGCUGUGUGUACUGCUCACAGUUGUUGGGAUGUAAACUGGAUGCAAAGCCUGUGGACUACACCACAGGAUGGCCCCGUGGCCUAGAGCUAAUGGCCAAGGAGCGGUGCAGAGCAGAACUGCCGGCAGCCCGCCCCGCACGUGGCCCGCUGUGCUAGACCACAGGGGGUGUUAAGCUCUGCGUUGUUCACUGUGGUGUCGUCGUUAAAUGCUGGGUAUUUUUUGACGCUUUCAUGGGAUGCUCCUUUGUUCAAAACCAGGGAUAGUCUCCUCUCCUACACAGUUUCCUCCUUGUUCAAAAAUGGAAAAGUGGUUAUGUUCCUUGAAUGACUUGGUAAUAAUUCUUUAAUUCUGCAUUUCCUCAUUCAGGCUGUAUUUGCAAUGUAUACCAAGUACCGCUAAGUGGGCCGUGUGGCAUCACACUGGCAUGUAAUGUGGCGACGACUUAACUUUGAAUGUCUCGUUUGUAGGCAUGAAUUGCUCGAAGAAGCCCGAAGACAAGGUUUACCGUUUGCACAGUGGGACGGGCCGACCGUCGUCGUCUGGCUGGAGCUCUGGGUUGGGAUGCCAGCCUGGUACGUGGCUGCUUGCCGGGCCAACGUGAAAAGCGGGGCCAUCAUGUCCGCCCUGUCAGACACAGAGAUCCAGCGCGAGAUCGGCAUCAGCAACCCCCUGCACAGGCUGAAGCUGCGGCUGGCCAUCCAGGAGAUCAUGUCCCUGACGAGCCCCUCGGCGCCGCCCACGUCACGAACGACCACAGGAAAUGUCUGGUUAACGCACGAGGAGAUGGAGACGCUUGCAGCCACGCCUCAAACGGUCAGUCUCUGCCUGAGCUGGUCUUCCCCUCAGUACACCCUGCCCAGAACCGCACGAGUCUUGGCCUUUUUUUGGAAAACAGAAAUGUUAGUUUACAUUAAAAUGUUCUGCAUAAGUAUUUACUUCAGGUAUCAGUUAAAAGUAAAACGCAAUUCAUGUUUCAUCUCUAGGCUUUCUCGGGAACUUAAAGCUGUAGACUCACCCUGUGUAGCAUAGAGUUCGUCCACACCUCCCUGGGGGGAGACCUUGGUUUAGCACCCCGUUGUGAUGUUCUGACCCUCGUUUUCUCCUUUCACGGAUGUGCUCGCGUGGGCCGCCGGCUCCUCGCAUGAGAGUCGGAGUGGACGCUUCUGCAUGGCUUGUGCACGGCGCUUCGAUCGCUUUGGGCUUUCCUGCUCGCUCACGCCGCGCCUCCCCCCCAGCCGCCCGCCCGCACUAACGGUUAUGUUCUUUUCAUUCCUAACCACGUAACGUCAGGAAGAUGAGGAGGGAAGCUGGGCUCAGGUUGGAGACUUUCUAUAAUAUAUUCUUCACUAUAUGUACAGCAACAAAAAGAAUUGGAGUAUGAAAACUUGUAAUUUACUUUUCUUGACAUUUUUAACAUCUUUAUUUAGAAUGUUGUUAAUGACUUAAGGUGUUAGUCUAAGCAAAGCAUAGGAUUAGAGAGUACGUCUCAUGGACAAUUUUGAACAUUUCUCGUGUGGAGCCGUGGUGGUUAAUGCUGAUUGACAGAUUGCUUUGUUCAAUGUAUGGCUUUUAUACAAAGUCCUGUGGCUGGCAGCUCCUGAGGUUAUAUAUUUUGGUCCCUGGUGGGAUAGCUUUUAUUACAAGAUGUAAUGGGAAAAGUGUAUUCUAAUAAAUUUUCCAUGUAAGGGUUGUCUUUGUGGGGGUGUUGGGGGUGUUACUAUCCUAAUACUGUAGUGAUCUAAAUAAAGGCUUUCUCACUAAUGGAACCCUCAGAAAUUAAGCCUCUUCGUGUUAAAUAUGCAUUUGAAUUUUUAGCUCCUCGCCCUUCAACUCACAAAAAACUCUGUCACAAGUGUUUUACAGCCUCACUCUGAUUAAAAACAGUGGUGUCCCUACAUGUGAUUCCAACAUCGCUGUAUGACAUACUCAACGUUUUAGCAACAAAACAGAGGCUGCAAGGUGUGGACAGCCAGUUUGCCUGGCAUCAUUUUCAAGGACCUGAAAAGGAUAAUUGUAUAUCUGAAAAAUGCCAAAAUAAUUUUAAAUCAGAAUUUUCCUGAUUGCAAGUUGAUGGUUAAAACACCUGUUCCCCUCGAUCUGUACUCGUAAAGUAAAGCCAGUCAUAGCCUC